Myripristis murdjan (pinecone soldierfish) is the source of this 1334-nucleotide messenger RNA. RefSeq names its product chromosome 8 C16orf89 homolog (gene c8h16orf89). Gene Ontology annotation, cellular component: membrane; cytosol. The transcript is spliced from 8 exons. NCBI's taxonomy places the organism in Eukaryota, Metazoa, Chordata, Actinopteri, Holocentriformes, Holocentridae. The record is from RefSeq and is a predicted model, not a curated record. Bases 86 to 1138 code for a protein of 350 amino acids.
AUCGCCCUCCUCACUUUUAGCUCAGUUCCGUUGUCAAAGUUUGCUCCUCGUCCUCUGACGGACAAAGCAGCCAUCUGAGUACAACAUGCCGGGCUUCCCCCUGUUCGCGGUCCUCGCCCUUGCUGCAGUCUCUGCGUCGCAAGAAGAGCUGAUUGAUGACAUUCUCAGCAGCCUGUCCAAGGGCGCAUCUUUCCUGGAGGAAGAGCAUCAGAAUAUCAACCUGGACGGGGUGGUGGGAUUCUUGAUUCUGCAGGCUGAGCUGAAGAAAGCAGUUCUGACCUGGCCUCACACUGACCCAGUCAGCUGGGCACAGAGAACCUCUGCUGUGGCUUUGCUCAAACGGCUGGACCAGAGCCUGGCCAAGGCUGUGACAGCUCUGCAGCACAACGACCCCAAGUACUACCGAGAGUUUGAGCCCCUGCUGACAUGGAGGUUCUGGUUGGUACCUCAGGAGUGGAGCUCAACAGAUCCCAGUCUGGCCUACUCCUCCACAAGGACCAUGGAGUGCUACGAUGAGCAGCUCAGCGACAAGUGCAUGACCCUGCUGCUGGGAACCUGGAAAAACAAUGGGACGCCCUGCAUCGUGACCAAGUCCUGUCGAGACACCAUGACUCGCUUUGGCUGUCCACACUACUCGCUCUCCCACCAGCUGCUGUACUUCAUGAUUGGCAUGAUGAAAGGCUGCUCCAGCAUGCUGAAGGGCGACAUGCGAGCGUCACGGGUCAACAUGACUGAGCGGCACUACCAGAAGAUCUUCUGCUCCAACAUGAUGAAGAGCAACCUGGAGACCAUUAAAGAUGGCUUCAGUGGACAGACACAGGACAUCUUCAUUGAAAACAUCCUGCUGUGUGGAUUGGCUGGCUUCUCUGACUUCUACAAAGCAGAUUGGCUGCAGCAUAUUUUCAAGCUGCAGGAUCAGGAAGUGGGAUGUUUUGGGAGAGAUGAGAGAGUUAUCUCCCAGAUUAUUGGAGAUGAGCUCCUGGAACAACUGCAGCCCCAAAGGAGAGUGAAGAGGAGGGAGAAGACCCUACGAGAUGGUUGUUCCAGUCACAUGACAGGUGUGGCAGUUAGCGCACUGGGAGGAUACCUGAACUACUACCUGACAGAACAAGACAUAACCAAGAGGCCGCUCUCCUGAAUGCCACUCACUCUGCCACAGCUUGGUGUGUGUUCAGGAGAGCAUGAUGUUUUGGAUGGCUGUGUUCUAUAUGCAUCUGGGCUGGCGACUGUUCUGACAUGAAACACUGCUUUAUUAUGAACUUAGUCAUAAGACGCUUAGUCAUAAGAGUGUUUAAUUAAUAAAAUGCUGGGUCUGUGUUUGCUUGGUACACAAC